This is a messenger RNA of Tachysurus fulvidraco (yellow catfish), 4840 nucleotides long. RefSeq names its product jade family PHD finger 3 (gene jade3). The transcript is spliced from 14 exons. The coding region runs from base 341 to 2782 and encodes 813 amino acids. Gene Ontology annotation, biological process: regulation of transcription by RNA polymerase II. The record is from RefSeq and is a predicted model, not a curated record. Gene Ontology annotation, cellular component: histone acetyltransferase complex. NCBI's taxonomy places the organism in Eukaryota, Metazoa, Chordata, Actinopteri, Siluriformes, Bagridae.
UACAAAAGAGUUGUUUCUAUCCCUAUAACGCAGGCCAGCCUGGCCUUGGAAGAGGCGGAGUUUAGGACCCUGCGUCCCGGCCUGUACAAUAGGACUGUUGUGUGGCGGUGGAAAGAAGGCUGCAGCUUUUCCUCGUAUUGACAUUGUGUUACUGAACACAUCUGUAAUUAUACACAUUUAUUCACACAAUUGUGGACUCCAUAGGCGAGGGGAAGUACCGUGAGGUGUGAGUGAGUUACUUGGAGCUGGUUUGUGUGUAAGGAUGAGAUUUGGAUGCCGGACGCAGGCUGAGAGAACACGUUAGCUCGCACGAAGGCUUAAACUUUAUGGAUACAUCAGGAUGAAACGGCUCAGGACUUCAAGCAGUAGUGACAGCUCCGACAAUGAGAGUCCCUCCACGUCCUUUUCCAAGAAUAACUAUGGCAGUAAACCGGGGACUCCCGCCUCAGCUCAGAAGAAGCCAGCAGAGGUGUUCAGAAAAGACUUGAUCAGUGCGAUGAAGCUGCCGGACUCUCACCACAUCUCCCCUGAUGAUUAUUACCUGCUGGCUGAUACGUGGAGGCAGGAGUGGGAGAAAGGAGUGCAGGUCCUGGCCAGUCCUGAUACCAUUCCUCAACCAUCUGUCAGGAUCAUGACAGAGAGGCCAAAGGAGAUUCUGUUCUCCAGGCCGAGGAAAAACAUUCAGUGCUGGAGUCAGGACUGCACAGAGAUGGGCUACGUCAACAUUAAGGAGCUGGCCGAAGCCAUGUGCAGGUACGACCUGGAUGACACAGACCUGUACUGGCUACAACACCUCAACAUGGAGCUGCUGCACAUGGGAGAAGGGAUGGUGGACGAGUUGACCAUGGAGAGAACAAUGGAGGCUCUUGAAAGAAAGUGCCAUGACAACAUGAACCACGCCAUUGAGACAGAGGAAGGGCUGGGCAUCGAGUACGACGAGGACGUCAUCUGUGAUGUGUGUCGAUCACCCGACAGCGAGGAAGGAAACGACAUGGUCUUCUGUGACAAGUGCAAUAUUUGUGUUCAUCAGGCUUGUUACGGCAUAGUGAAAGUUCCAGACGGAAACUGGCUGUGCAGGACCUGUGUCCUCGGCAUCAACCCACAGUGUAUACUGUGUCCCAACAAAGGAGGAGCGAUGAAGGCCACACGAGCGGGAACGAAGUGGGCUCACGUCAGUUGUGCUCUCUGGAUACCUGAGGUGAGCAUCGCAUGUCCAGAGAGGAUGGAGCCCAUCACUAAACUGUCUCACAUUCCACCCAGUCGCUGGUCUCUUAUAUGCAGCCUCUGCAAGAUUAAAACCGGAGCCUGCAUCCAGGUAAGACGUAAGGAGAACCCAGACAGAGAAGGGAUGGUGGACGAGUUGACCAUGGAGAGAACAAUGGAGGCUCUUGAAAGAAAGUGCCAUGACAACAUGAACCACGCCAUUGAGACAGAGGAAGGGCUGGGCAUCGAGUACGACGAGGACGUCAUCUGUGAUGUGUGUCGAUCACCCGACAGCGAGGAAGGAAACGACAUGGUCUUCUGUGACAAGUGCAAUAUUUGUGUUCAUCAGGCUUGUUACGGCAUAGUGAAAGUUCCAGACGGAAACUGGCUGUGCAGGACCUGUGUCCUCGGCAUCAACCCACAGUGUAUACUGUGUCCCAACAAAGGAGGAGCGAUGAAGGCCACACGAGCGGGAACGAAGUGGGCUCACACAAAUAUCCUCUACCAGUACUGGAAGCUAAAAAGAAAGAACAGUUUUAAUAAAGCCCUUCUGCCACCUAAAGAGGAAGAGGAGAACCUGCUGAGGCAGCCGCAGGAGGACAGCAUACACACACGCAUGCGCAUGUUCAUGCACCUCCGCCAAGACCUGGAGAGGGUGAGAAAUCUGUGCUACAUGGUGAGUCGGAGAGAGAAGCUGAAACUGUCUCAGAGUAAAGUCCAGGAGCAGAUCUUCAACCUUCACGUCAAACUCAUGAAUCAAGAACAAGCUGCAGAGCUACCAGUGUCGUCCAACAUGGAGAACCUGAUCUUCCCGUCUCCUCCCAGGAUAACCAUCAAACUGAAAAUCAAAAGCAAAACCAGCAGCAAGUCGGGAAACGGGCCACUGUGUCCGGAUAACAGCAGCAACGUGUAUGACGUGAGUGGGGCCGGGAUGGGGCAGGGCAAACCUCCGCUCCAGCACAGCCGAGCACCCAGGGACGAGAGAACUAACGGCAUCGUCCCCAUCGCCAAGCCGACAGGGAAGCCUCUGGCACUGCACGCCGCCCUGCACGCCCACGCGGCCAAGCCCGAGCAGGACCGACCGCACCAGCAUUCGCUAAAGCCCAAAGGCAUCAUGGAGAAGCCCGCAGUUCAGAGAACUGUCUCGUGCCUCACGACUCCACCUGAACCGGGAUCAGGUGACAAGCAUUCUGGGAAAGGUCAGCCCGGCGCGUUACAUAAAUCCACCAUGGAGCACUUCAGCAGAACCCUGAAAGAAGCCACCGUCAGCCUGGUACGAACUACUGCGGAUCUCUGGAGCGCGAACAAGAACCACCAGAAAAACAAAGAGCGGACAAACUGUGGAAAAGCCCCGAGCACCGAACGAGCACCAAAGAGCGUCAGAGGGUACCAAGAAAGCGAUGGGUACUGCCCCGACCUCGAGCUCAGCGACUCAGAACCUGAAGCCAAAGGCAGGCGACAGAGAGAGAGAGAACGGGUGGGGAGAGGGCUGAGCGAGAGGAGUCCGGCUGCUAGUUAUGGGCGUGGAGGUGCUCGAGGGAACGUCGCUGUAGGUUCCAGGACUUCGGUGCAAAGGUGACGAGCCGGCGCAUGCACACACAAUUCUCCUGCCGACUGAUGUAGGUCUGCUGAGGUAAAGCACUGUCGCAUCCCACAGGGGGAACGAUCUCCCGUCACGACGGCCGACAGCCUGGAAAAAGCGGCACAGCAGAUUUUAGAAAGUGGUCUUUUUAUUGUAUUUGAGCUGCCUUAUAAACUACACUGGUGAGAGACCAUGCUGUCUGAGUCUCAGGCGGUCUAGCAGUGUUUCUGUAUAUACUGGUUAAAAAAAAAAGGUUUUGUAGGUUGUGUAUAUAUUAGCUUGUGUGUCAGGAGCGAUGUCGAUUUACAAAUCCUUCAAACAUUCUUAUGGUUAUGCAAAUAAAUAAAAGCAUAAGACUGUCCGAGUCUGAGAACAUGGAUUUGUGUCUCCCUGCCUGCUGUUCAUGUUCGUGUUGGCAUGCUUGGAUGAUCCGCUGUUCCCAACCUUCCUCCAGUGUCUUGUGAGUAGCUUCUGGACACGUACGUGUAUCGGAUGAGAGUCUAUUUAAUUUUUUACAAUGCUAUAUUUUUUACUCUGCAAUCUUUGUAUCACGUGUCUUACAGUAAGAAGAGAUCUGCCAUAGAAGUUAAAACACUGUAUCACUAAUGCUAUGACACUGAUGCCAUGAAGGUGCAGUCAGAGACAUGAUUUUUUUUCUUUAUUACAUUUAUGCGUUCCAUCGUGAGCUGUUCGAGAGCGGCGUGUCCGGUGUUCCGCUCGCUCGACCGUCUUGCGACACCUUCAGGAAACUACUUCAUGAGUACUAAAUUAGAUACUGCACAGAAUCGGUGUUGUCCAUAUGAAGGCCGAAAAGAAUUCUGCACUCGCAGAUUUCUCACGUUUCUUUUCACGCUGAUGACUCGUUCGUUAAGGAGUCGACUCGGUUCUUUUAUUUCUUAUUCUUAAAUCCUUGAGAAUUUUCAAACAAAUUUGACAGUACUUUCCUUUUUUUUUUUUGUUGACCUAGCCAAUAUUUUCAGCCAAAAGAGUAGACUCUGAUUAAUAAGCUGAGCCAAAUGAUUCACUGACUCUUUUAAUAAGUCUUUGAAAUGUCAAUCGAAAAUCAGUGUCAAAUGAUGUUAUAUGACGACUCUUUUAGUGAGUUGAUUUAUAUGAUUCACUGACUCACUAAAAAGAGAUUUAAUUCCCAUCCCUCAACCUGUACAUCUUAUGCCAUCAUUUAUUUAACAAAACGUAUUAAAUAUCACCGGAUGUCCGCUUUAAACACACGGCGAGUCAUUUGCGAAUUAAAGGAGUCGACACAUCUAUGAUCUGAACCAUAUGAUUCACUAAAAAGAACCAGAAAUCACUACACAUCUGGCCACCGCUGGGCAUUUCUAUAACUUUGAUUCAGUCGACUUCCUUUUUUAGUGCUGCCUUUGCCUCAUUUGCAUAAAGCUCAGUUUUGCCAGUCGUGUUCCCAUCAUGCACUGCAGAUCACUCGGCUGAACAGGAAGUUGUGAGUGCACACGAACCAUUAAAUCGCCAAACCCUGAAAUGCUGCAAAGCACAUUGCUUUUAAUAUGUUUGCAUAUUAAGGUGGAGGAAGACUGCCAUGAGCUGGGAGACUAACGUGUGUGUGUGUGUGUGUGUGUGUGUGUGUGUGUGUGUGUGUACACUAGACUAGUAAGCCUACCAAAGGAAGUGUUGUACACACAAUAAUAACAAUCACACAAUUGCACAAAUCACCCUGAAUAAAUCGAAAUCAUUUUUGAAAGGAGAAUUCAAUCGUAUUUGAUUUUUUUUUUUUCACGGCCCGAUUCGUGCAGCUCUGUGUGACGUGACCUGAUCCUCAGUGUUACUUUUCUGUGGCUUGUAUUGAGGUCUUAAUGAUGGUCCUUUAGUUCUUCCUUGAAAACCCCCAAGCGGCAGCAUUGUGUACUGUGUGCUCCUACAGGCAAUAGAUAACACUGUAACAGGUUGCAUGAACUUCACUUUUGGAUACCGAUAUUGUCCUUUUUUAUUAUUUCUUACCUGAUGCUAUAUAUUGAAAUGGACCUUCUUUUUUUUUUUUUUUAAGACAAAACCUCUUGCAAUAAACUGAAAUGCAAACUG